Molecule: messenger RNA, 4044 nt
Organism: Tigriopus californicus
Lineage: Eukaryota; Metazoa; Arthropoda; Copepoda; Harpacticoida; Harpacticidae
Exons: 7
Coding region: 141-4025 (1294 amino acids)
Biological process (GO): DNA repair; replication fork processing
Cellular component (GO): nuclear replication fork
Molecular function (GO): GTP binding; ATP binding; ATP-dependent chromatin remodeler activity
Source: RefSeq, a predicted model, not a curated record
CUGGGUGAUUUUCCGAAGUUAAUUUUAAAAGUCCCAGUAGCUCUCGGCUUGAUGCGUGUUCCGUGGAUGAAGUGAACCAUUCUCUGACCGUCUUGUUUCUUGACCCAGACAUGAACUGACCACCUUCAUCCCCGCCCAUCAUGGCUUUGACCCCCGAGCAACGGGCCCGCAUGGAGGCCAGCAAAGCCCAAGCUUUGGCCAAACGCCGGGCCCCACCGCCCCUCGUUCCAUCGCCCAACCCACCGCCCCAGGCAGGCUUGUCGUCCAUGGCUGCGGUGGUGCUGAGUGGUCGUAAGUUGGUGGGCUCAUGUAUGUUGUUGCCUCAUCGGCGAUUCCGGGUGAAGAUUGGCUUUCAUGAUACGCUCAUACAAAUCUUUAAAACUUUGCCAAGUGGGGCGUAUAACGCCCAAGAUCGGACCUGGCAUUUUGACCUCUCCGACCACGACCGGCUCAUCAGUCAGGUUCAACCGCUCCGACCUCAAGUGCAAGUCGACCCGCUGCCCAAGUGUGUCAUCCAGACAUUUACUCGCCCUGCCCCAUCGAUUGAGUCCGAAACAGAAGCCGAAGAACUCACUCAGCGACUCGAACCCACGCUAGAACAAGGUUUGAUGCCCUUCCAAAAGGCUGGGGUAGCCUUUGCUCUUCGGCGUCAGGGAAGAGUGUACAUUGCCGAUGAUAUGGGUCUGGGUAAGACGGUGCAAGCCUUGGCCGUGGCCAGUGCUUAUCGUUCUGAGUGGCCCCUGCUCAUAGUGUGCCCGAGUUCGGUUCGUUUCUCGUGGCGGGAUGCGCUUCUUCGUUGGAUACCGUCCGUGCCGGAGGAAGAUGUGACUGUAAUAACUACCGGAAAGGACUUUUUAUGCAAUGGCCAGGCUGUCGUCAUAAGCUACGAUCUCAUGUCGAGAAAAGAGAAGGAGCUCAUCGAUCGUCAAUUUGCCGUGGUCAUCAUGGAUGAAGCCCAUUUCUUGAAGAACUACAAGUCAAACCGGUUUCAAUCUACAGAGAAGAUCGUCAAGAAGGCUCGUCGAUUGAUUCUCCUGAGUGGCACUCCUGCCCUCUCUCGACCCAUUGAAUUAUAUUCCCAGAUAUCGCUAGUCAUGCCCAAGUUGUUUCCUUACGCCGUGGAAUUUGGAAUGCGAUAUUGCAACGGCAAAAAAAUCACCUUACCCAGAGGAUCUCACUAUGACUUCAAUGGCUCGUCCAAUAUGGACGAAUUGAAGAUGCUUUUGGAAGAGACGUGCAUGAUUCGCCGUCUUAAAAGUGAGGUCCUCGCUCAGUUGCCAUCCAAACAAAGGGAAAUGAUUCUUCUGGAUCCUAGUCUGAUUAAGUCAAAAUCAAAGGAAAUGGAAAUGCAAGCUCAAAAAAUGGGUCUCAAGUCGUUAUCUCAAAUGGAACGGCGCGGGGUUCUCUUGGAAUGGUUCAACUCGACGGCCAAGGCGAAGCUCAAGGCCGUAUCCGAAUAUGUCAAGGAUCUCCUCGAGAGCGAUCGCAAAUUCAUUUGCUUUGCUCAUCACCAAAUCAUGAUGGAUAAUAUCGCAGAAGUAUUGGUCAAACGGAAAACGCGGUUCAUCCGAAUCGACGGAAACACGAGUAGCGAGGCGCGGAACAAGCAUUGCGAUCAAUUUCAACGCGACGAUCGAACUAAAGUGGCUCUUCUCUCUAUCACGGCGGCGAAUGCUGGUCUCACAUUAACGGCAGCUCAUCUUGUGGUCUUUGCCGAGCUAUUCUGGAACCCAGGCAUUUUGACUCAAGCAGAAGAUCGCGCCCAUCGAAUUGGUCAAUCCGAUUCCGUAACUAUCCAAUACCUUGUAGCCAAAGGAACGGCCGACGACGAACUGUGGCCUUUAUUGCAAAAGAAGCUGGAUGUCUUGAAUAAAGCCGGUUUGAGUAAGGACAAUUUUCACGAAUCCAGUGCCCUCCAACAUGUCAAAAAGGCUGACGAAGAGGCCAAUGCGUCCAUCUGCUCACCCUCGAAAAUUACAGACUACUUUUCAACCUCCCUCAACGAACUUGAUUUGUCCGAUUGGGAUCCCAAGGAACUCGAAGAGGACGACGAAAAUGAUCCAAAUGAGCCCUGCAACAGCAAAAAGCCCAAGUGGUCAAACGGUACCAUUACGCUACUUACUUGCUGGCUAGCGCUUAAUCCGAAACAUGGGACGACCCAGCUAGACCUAAGUCUUGCUUGCGCUUCACCUUCGGUAGAUCGGGAUCGCUCGCUCUCUCUGCAUCUGGCCAUGCCACAAGGAGCUGGCCGCAGUAAAGCCUUUAGCGGCUCCAAGAAGAAGGUCCAACUUCAGGCCAAGCGGCAGAAAAAUGCCGCCAAGCCUUCGCGGGGUGAGAAAGUGGACGCGAUUUUCGGCGCUCAGCGGGACCCAGAUCCGGAGGCGGUUUCGACUGAGACCCGUGCUUCUACCGUAGUGACGGGAUCGGACAUUCAGAAGGACAUUUCUGGCCAGAUCAUGCAAGAUAUGGCUCUGCCUUCUGGGGCGGGGCAAGGCCGGAAUCGCUUCAAUCUCCGGUUCAACACGGAGUCCCAAGCCGAGCUGCAAAUGCUUCGCCAACAAGCCACGCAGAAGAUCAACCCGUGUGGCCAGUGGGAAAUGGAGUGCGGUUCCGAGGACUUCUUUUCCGAAGCCUUUGAUUUUCCUCAACGGCCUCGUUGGGAUCAUCUCAAAUCGAAAGCAGCCUUGGAAGCGCACGAAUCCCAAUAUUUCCACGACUAUGUGCAAAGCUUGUUCCAGGAUCAUAGUGAUCUGAGUUACUUCGAGUUGAACUUGGAGACUUGGCGACAACUCUGGCGAGUUAUCGAGAUGUCGGACGUGAUCCUGGUCACGGUGGAUAUCCGAUAUGCGGCCGCCAUGUUUCCACCUUCUUUAUUCAAGUUCAUUCAAGAUCAAGGUAAAGAUGUGGUCCUGAUCCUGAAUAAAGUGGACUUGGUGCCCGUGGGCCUGGCACUGGCUUGGCGAGAGUACUUUGUCUCCAAAUACCCCGGUCUCCGGGUCACGUUUUUCACCUCGUGCCCAACCUACAAUCUUCGCACCAACUUCAUAACCGAACCAACCGGACUGCAACAUCGACGACUUCGAGGUCGGAUCUCCAUGGUCAAAGAGGGUGCCCAACAGGUUUGGGAGGCGUGCCAGGCCAUUGUGCAAGAUGCCGGAGCCGAAGUCGACCUUGAGGCCUGGAAAACGCUCAUCAUGGCGAGCGAUCAACCGGAUCAUCCCGGCGAGCCUCAGUCAGUCAUCAAGGCUCAAGUGGCCAAAGAGGAGACCUUGCCUCACAUCCAAACCCAACGCUUUCAAGACCAAAUCCUCACCAUCGGCAUGGUGGGUCAGCCCAAUGCGGGCAAGUCUUCCCUGAUCAAUUCCUUGAUGGGCAAGCGCGUGGUGUCUGUCAGCAAGACGCCGGGUCACACCAAGCACUUCCAGACCAUUUUCAUCACCCAGUCCGUCAAGUUGUGCGAUUGCCCGGGUUUGGUCUUCCCGUCUAAAGUGCCCAAGGCCUUGCAGUCUAUCAUGGGCAGCUAUCCCAUCUCGCAAAUACGCGAAUUGUUUUCGGUGGUGCAAUUCCUGGCUCGGCGAGUAGAUUUACUUCACAUUCUCAAAUUGAGCCAUCCUGACAAAAAGGCCCACGAGUCUUGGUCGGCAUUUGAUAUUUGCGAGGCAUGGGCCUUUAAACGAGGCUACAUCACCGCCCGGUCCAAUCGACCCGAUAUCAACCGAGCCGCCAAUCACAUCUUGCGAAUGACGCUGGAGGGAAAGAUUUGUCUAGCCUAUUAUCCUGUGGGUUAUGUGGAUCGUCGAACCUAUUGGAAAGAGCACCCACAAUGUGAAGCAAUCCGUGAUCUUCUCGGUUGGAAUCGCCAAGAAGAAUCCCACGCCCGAGGAGGUAAAGACAUCAUAGACAUGGGCUCUGAUGAGGACGAGGAAGAAGAAGAGUCUGACGAAGAAGACUCGGAAGAGGAAGAAGAUAACCGACCCAAAGUGGUCAAUAAAUUUAGUUUAUUGGGUGUUAUGAAUGAUGAAUAAAUCCGUUGUUUGUGCUUAA